GUUUCUUAACAAUGUUGUGCAGUUCGCGAUUUUCGGGGUGGUUUCCCUCGUUGCAUCUUGCGAAUUUUGUAAUCCAGAAGUUAAUAAAAGUGGAGAGAUAAUAAAAGUGAUUUGCACUAGUGUGGAUUCCAUGUUUACCAUAUCAAAAGAGUUGCAACCAACAUGGACCAAGUUGAUCAUUGUCAACAGACCAGGGUCAACUUUUACAAACGCAGAGCACGAAUCAUCAAAUUUACGAUUCAUCCAGUAUCUGAAUCUAUCACGAGCUGGGAAUCUUAUAAUGUCUGAUCACGGAUUCAGGGACUAUCUAUCACUCACGACACUUGACAUGAGUAACGCGGGAGUCAGAGAGUUGAAGGGCAACUGGUUCACCAAAGACAACCUCAUAGAACGAAUUGUAAUGUCUAGAAAUUCGUUACAGGCAAUCAGAAAGGAUAAUGUGAAGAUCCUCUCCAAUGUUAUCAGCAUAGAUUUUUGUUACAAUGAGAUCAGUUUCAUAGAAAAGAAUGCCUUCAUUGAUUUGCUGAAGUUAGAAGAACUGAACCUGAACAACAAUCAACUUACUGAACUAAACUUAGGAGAGAUCCCGAACCUCAAGUCCUUAUCGGUCAUGGAUAAUUCUUUAGAGAAGCUGACUACCGGAGCCUUUAGUCGUAUGCCAAACUUGCAAGUCCUAAAUGUUGCACAGAACUUCAUCAAAACAAUCGAUCCUCGCCCGUUUGAAGAACUGACCAAUCUCAAAAUACUCAAUAUCUCAGGAAAUAGCAUCAAAACUAUUUUCCCAGAAAUGUUUACUGGACUUGCUAAAGCUAGACUGUUGGAAGUGGAUUUGAGUAAGAACGAUAUCAACAAAAUUGAUCCAAACGGAUUUUCAGAAUUGAAAAAUUUACGAUCACUAAAUCUAUCCCAAAAUUCUCUAUCAACGCUGUCUCCUAACAUGUUUGAUGGUAUGCGAUCCCUACGUAAACUUUUCCUCAAUACGAACGACAUCACUAGAAUUGAAGCCAAGACAUUUGGAAUUAUGCCAAUUCUGGAGAUUCUUGAAAUGUCCGAAAAUCAGAUAGUAAAUUUAAAUGAAGAUAUGCUCAGAGAUGGUCUUCCUCGACUUCGAAAACUCAUGUUAAUACGAAAUGACAUCCAAAGCCUUCAACCGUCGUCUUUUGAACUUACACCAAAUCUUGAUUACUUGAGUUUGGCUAAAAAUGAGAUUGAAUCAUUGCCUCGGGAUAUCUUUAAGCCUCUGAAAUUACUGAAGAAACUCCAUUUAUCUCAUAAUCGUAUUGAUGAAUUGCUCCCAGAACACCUCAAUCCACUCACAAAGCUCAAUUCUCUACUCAUAAACAACAAUAGAAUUUCAUUUAUUCCGGACCUGGAUAAUGAAUUCACUAUGCUAGAAUAUGUGGCUAUUGAAGGGAAUCCCUGGCAGUGUACAUGCUUCAACGAAUUAGUGAUGUGGUUGGCAGACCGUAAAGUGGACUACCGCAAAAGGAAUCUUUUAAACGGACAAAUGCCAGUUUGUGUAGUAACUGGAGUAGAGUUCUGUGUUAAAAAUAUUACUGCAGUUCGCAUCCAUAGAAUUGUCGAUAUAUAUGAAAAUGGACUGGGAUACGUGAGCUUUAAUUGCAAUUGUGUUGAGAAUCUGCAUGGGAUGCAGAGUGACUCAGGCGGUGCUUCAAAGAAGGGAAGGGAGACAACGAUGGAAUGGUCAAAUGGGUGGAAACCAGUUCUAAGGUGUCGCCUUGGAAGUGCACUUUUCCCAUCGGAGUUCAACCUCAGACUCUUCAAGAUGAAGUGGAUCGUGGCAUUCUUCAUCACCUGGAUGCUCUGUGGCAUCGUCCGGGGAGAGACAAAGUGCCAUCCAGUCUUUGUUGGCGGCAUCAUGAAGUUCAUUGAAUGCCAGAAUGUGAUAUCUAUUGAUGAGGUCUUGUCUGAACUUCAACCCGAGUGGGUGAGUCUGAGUGUCGUUAACAAACCCACUGAGAUCUUCUCAAUGGUUGGGGAAGUGUUGUCCAAGAACACCUUAAUCAACAUUGAGGAUAUUGAUCUGUCCAACUGUGGAACGCUCGACAUUAGAGAGCCCUACUUCCGCGAAUACCUCAAUCUAAAUCGCUUGAACAUCUCAUCAACAAAAAUAACUCACCUAGGACCCUACUGGUUUGGUAGACUGAACUUCCUUGAACUCCUUGAUGCAAAUAGCAACAAAAUUUCCGAAAUAAACCGUAGCUACUUCAUGAACACCACCAAACUUCAGAGAUUGUGGUUGCAGAACAAUGAAAUUAAAACCAUUGAGAUGGAUUCCUUUAAGGAUCUACGACGCCUUGAGUUCCUCGACUUAAGCUUCAACCGCAUGACUCGAUGUGAAUUAGGAGCUAUUCCAUCGUUAAGAAUUCUCCUGGCGCGGAAAAACCUGAUCACAACCCUGACGCCUAAUGCUUUCCUAAAGAUCCCAGAACUUGAGUACAUUGAUCUUUCUGCUAACAUUAUAACCAGUCUCAGAGAAAAGACAUUCACCGGUCUAGCCAAUUUGAGGGAGAUCAAUUUGUCAGAGAAUGCCAUCAAUGAACUUCUCUCAUUGACUUUCUACGGCUUGGCCAACGCCCGUAUAUCCAAAAUUGAUAUCAGUCGGAACCACAUUCAUACGAUCAAUAGGGAUGCUUUUGAAGGACUAGGACUCCUUCAAAAACUAGACAUGUCCCAGAAUACCUUAACUGAAAUCGAUGACUUCACCUUCAUCGGUCUUUCAGCACUUAAAGAGCUCAAUCUAUCUGGAAACCGUAUUAAUGAAAUCCGUAGUGAUGCCUUUUCUACAUUAAUCUCCUUGGAAACCCUAGACCUUACCCACAACUCCCUGGAAACUCUUAAGGAAGACAUAUUCGGUAAAAGUGGAGCAAAUCUCAAGAGACUCUAUCUGAAGAAUAAUCAAUUGGUUCAGAUCGAAGGGAACGCAUUUAGAACUCUUGUAAGCUUGGAAAUCCUUCAAUUAGACUUCAAUAGGUUACAAUUCUUUGAGGAGCACCUGUUCAAGACCAUGAGACGCCUCAGGGUGAUGCAAAUCAAUAACAAUGGAAUAGAAUACUUAACUGGAAAGCACUUUGAUAAUCUUCUGGAUUUAAGUGAGCUGUAUAUGCACAGCAAUAGGAUUUCCUACUUUCCCAAUACAACAAACACCUUCCCGAGGCUCUCCAAGAUCACAGCUGAAGACAAUCCUUGGCAAUGCGUUUGCCUUAAUCGCUUCCUGAACUGGGCCUCAAUGCGAGGCAUUUACUACGUAAAGGAGAAGUACAACGGAAAACGACCAGUUUGCGUUGCUGUAAUUCCAGGAUGUGUUCAUGAUAUUGCACUGGUUAGGGAGAAACAGGUCGUGAAGAUCUACGAAGAAGCUCUCUUUCAGUAUCUCAGGACAACGUAUACAGGAGGAGAAUAGAACUUAAUUUUAUCUGAGACUAUUAAACCUAAUUGCUUAUUUAUGAUGGAUAUUCUUUUCUUUCAAUUCUAAUACUUAUAUUUAAUAAAAUUAUAAUAAAAAGACUUAGGAGAAUAUCAAUUAAAUAAACUUUUAGUGAGAUACCUGUU
Molecule: messenger RNA, 3573 nt
Organism: Phlebotomus papatasi
Lineage: Eukaryota; Metazoa; Arthropoda; Insecta; Diptera; Psychodidae
Product: protein artichoke-like
Exons: 5
Coding region: 131-3424 (1097 amino acids)
Molecular function (GO): protein binding
Source: RefSeq, a predicted model, not a curated record